Molecule: messenger RNA, 147 nt
Organism: Funneliformis mosseae
Lineage: Eukaryota; Fungi; Glomeromycota; Glomeromycetes; Glomerales; Glomeraceae
Source: the annotation of a GenBank genome assembly
AUGAGACAAGAAUCAGAUUGUCUUAAUGCAAGCAAUAAUUAUGCUAUAGGUGAUACAGAAUCAGAAGAUAAUAGUAUUAAAUUUGAUCAUGAAUCUGAACCUGAGGCAACUGAAAUUGAUACAAUGUUAGCUGAAAUUCAGAAAUAA